AAUCGAAAAUAUCUAAUUAGAAAACUUUAUUAGAAGUUUUGAAGUAUGAUUUCAACAAAUUUAGUACUAUAUCAGUCUAAAUAAAUAUAUGAAGGACCAAAAUAAAGCAAACCCAAUACCUCAAGGACCAUUUUGAUCAUUUUCUCGAUAAAUAUAUAUUAAAAUUCAAUAAUCCAACUUGACCCCGUUUAUUUCAAUAUAUUACACAAACUUGCCAACAUUUCUUUCAUCAAAUCAAAUCAGAUCAAAUACUGCGCCGCAAAUUUCAGUUGAAAGGAGCUCACCAGUUGCUCCAUGGCCUCGUCCCUCUUCCAGAAAUUUCAAGAGGCCGUCAAAGUUCUUGCAAAAAGUCCCACAUUUGCUAAAGAUCCAAGGAGUCUUCAGUUUGAAGCUGAUGUAAACCGCCUCUUCCUUUACACUAGUUACAAUCGUUUGGGGAAAGAUGUCGUUGAAGCUGAUGCAGAGGAGAUCAUUGACAUGGCUGGCAAGGCCUCCCUAGCUGAUCAACAGAAGCAGGUCCAAGAAAAUGUGCAUUCCCAGAUUACAAACUUUUGCAAGUAUAUGAAUCACAUAUUACAACCUGAUCUUAAGGUCAAGGAAAAGCAGGGCACAUCAUCUUCUGAAAAUAAUUCUUCUCCUCGUCGCAGUGGUCUCAGUCUUGCUAUUGGUAGGACUGCUCCAUCGAAGGACCACAUCGCUAUACCUGAAAGCAAGCCAUUGAAGCGCACAGAGGUUUCACAGAGUUUAAAGGAUCUUAUGGGCUACACUCUCGAGGUCAAACCUUCUCGAAUUCCACACGAGGAUGCUGGGCAAGGUUUAUUCAUACAUGGCGAAGCUGAUGUUGGUGCUGUGUUAGCAUUCUAUCCUGGUGUAAUCUACUCCCCUGCAUACUACCGCUAUAUUCCUGGAUAUCCACAAGUUGACUCCCAAAAUUCAUAUUUGAUCACACGGUAUGAUGGAGCUGUGAUAAAUGCACAGCCUUGGGGUGCUGGUGGUGAGUCUCGUGAAAUAUGGGAUGGGUCGUCUCUUCCUGAACCUAAUCACAUCAUGCAAGCUGAUGGAAAGGGUUCUGAGCGAAUUUGGAAAAUGCUCAGUAAGCCAUUGGAUGGAACACGUCUAGGAGGCAACCAUGAAGUGCUGGAAAGGAGAAACCCUCUAGCCUUUGCUCACUUUGCCAACCACCCAGCAAAAGACAUGGUACCAAAUGUAAUGGUAUGCCCUUAUGACUUUCCUCUUCCAGAGAAGCACAUGAGAGUCUAUAUACCAAAUAUUUCAUUUGGAAAUGAUGAAGAAGCUAACAUGAGGAGGUUUGGCACCUUUUGGUUCAAAUCUUGGAAGUCUGGCAAGAAUGGAUUAGAUGUCCCUGUUCUAAAGACGCUUGUUCUUGUGGCAACUAGAGCAAUUAGUAAUGAAGAAAUUCUCCUGAACUACAGAUUGAGCAACUCAAAGCGAAGACCACCAUGGUACACUCCAGUGGAUGAGGAAGAAGAUCGAAGGAGGUGGAGCUAAAGAUGAUAAUGAUGAAUGGUUCAUGUUGAAGUGUACCAACCAUGAAAUCAAGUGCAUUUCUGUAUAUGACGCCAGGAAAACAGUGAGAACAUUUAUUUUGGUGACUAUAAUCUAGUUCACUUUUGGUUUUCCAUCUUUUUGAAUGGUUUGCUUGUAGCAAUUAUGGCUGGUGGCCAAGCUAACCUCUUAAGAAAAUGAUUUGCUGAGCUGGACAA
Molecule: messenger RNA, 1724 nt
Organism: Solanum dulcamara
Lineage: Eukaryota; Viridiplantae; Streptophyta; Magnoliopsida; Solanales; Solanaceae
Exons: 4
Coding region: 295-1509 (404 amino acids)
Source: RefSeq, a predicted model, not a curated record